Molecule: messenger RNA, 9104 nt
Organism: Spirometra erinaceieuropaei
Lineage: Eukaryota; Metazoa; Platyhelminthes; Cestoda; Diphyllobothriidea; Diphyllobothriidae
Source: the annotation of a GenBank genome assembly
AUGAACCUUACUCUCGGUCAUCAGGGCCGCGCAAAGACCCCGAGGAACCUCUUUGCUACUGAAUUCGACGCUAAUGUAGAUUUCUACUGAUCUCCUUUGUGGUUUUAUUUUUAGCAACCAAUAUGCAAGGUUGGACCCGUGCAAUUGAAAGAAUUCCCGAAAUGUGAGGCGCCUUUCAACGGAGAAUCGAACUAUCGGAGUGACUUCAGGCCAUGGAAUGUGAAGCCUUGCAUAGUGAAGCCCAUUAACAAGUUUAUGCCGCCCGAUGUCCCCAUGGACGGCCUCACAACCAAUCGGGUAGGGAUGUCCUUGAAACAAUGGAAGGGCAUACAUUGGCCUAAACAAGCUUAAGUCCAGAAUUGUAGGGCUUGAUUGGCUCGUUAAAUAUUAUACUUCCAUCUUUAAGAUCACAUUUGCCCUUACUGAACUGCAGUAAGACCGGAAGCCUCUGAAAUUACCACUUAACUGACUGAAACGAAAUCUAUUUUGGCAAACAAGUUCGCUGAAUGCAAUUAUCUGACCAAAAAGGUUUUGACCUGUAUAAAAUCCUUUCGUGGUUUGUCUAAUCCAAGCUCUAUCUCUAAAGUCUGAACGACUCAGAUCGAAAUGUAAAAUUUACGAAGACAGAUACGCACCUAUUGCUGACAUAAUGGCAAUUCUCAAACACAAAUUUGUAGUAAAAAGGAAAUCAUCUGUAACGCUGUAUUCACUGCGUAUCGGAUCUCAUCGGAACGCUUAUAGAUAAAACACAGGUUAAUUUCAGACUUAUUUAGAUUUUCGCAGUUUUAGGUUUUAGUUGGUUAAGACUGAGUCCAUUAAUUUAAACAUUUUUGUACAAUUUAAAAAAAAGGCAUCCUUAGGAUCCUACGCUUUUUUGGCCCAAACAUAUGCACGCCUCAGUUGCAGUUUCUGGGCCAGUUGCUCUUGCAGGCCGUUUUGCAUCGCCGGUUCAGUUGAUGUGGCUCAUUUGAAGCAAAGGAAAUCAGUAAUGGAUUUCCCAUACUCACAAAACUGGCACUGGCAAAAAAUCCGAACACGAGCUUCGUCUCUUUUAUGCUGCCGCACCACGUAGCUGCAGACUUUUUGAUGCAUAAAUACUCCAGAUGCUAAAUGUUUAGUCUUUUAAUAUCCGCUGAAAUUAGUGUGCAGACUUGGAGUGAAGUCUUCGAGGAAGGCCUUUUGGGAUUCGGUUCGAAAACUGAUGUGAAUAUUUGGGUUGGGGUGGGAGGAGGGGAUCGACCAUAGCGAGCUGUCAUAACCAGGGUUUUUGUGAUGAUUCCACGGUACAGUUUGGAGUCCUAGCCACUAGCUACAUGCGAGAGUGUUCUUACAUGAAUCACUGUGGUUAGCUUGACGCUCUGUUGUUUCCGCAUGUCUCUGCCAGUGCAUAUAGGAACCCACUUUGACGACUUGUAAUGCCGUCUACCUCCUUCCAGUAUGCGAAGGCCCUUUCUCAUAUGCACCAAAAGGCGUUCCUCGAAGUAUAUUUCCCCAUCGGUCAGCCUAUACGGCCUUGUCUCUUGCCCUGGGGAUUAACACCUACUGGUUGUCUAUUCUAGCGAUAUGGAAUCAAAAUAUGUUGGAUCAUUGCCGGAUUUUGGUCCGACAGUGAAUUCUAUUUUCCCUGAGAAUAAUGUUUUAAAUAGGAUAUGAAAUUGUCUCAGUUAUUCUCGGAUAAAGCCACCUAGAAAGGGGGUAAGGUUCGUGCCGUCGCCUGCAAUACUUAGAGGCUCAAGGCCACUUAAGAUUCGCAGGUCGAUUAAAUUUUAGAACUAUUCAGAGACGCUUUUUCGAGCACGAAGACGCUUGAUGGAUUCUGUGGUGCACAUGUUUUACGGAUGAAACAAAUAGACAAUGAAUUAUUGCGCUUUGAGUUCUGCUAUUUACCCGCAUCUGAACGGCAAAGCGCAUUCUAGAUCCAUUCCGGAGACAUCAGGUAAUAGGCUAUUAAUUCAUUCAAAAUUCGUAUACUAGUGGCAGCCUGUUGACAGCUUCCACCUAUUACGCGCUUAUUCCGCUAGAUAUGAUGAAACCCAGCCCGAACGUUCAUAUUGACCUUUGUACCUACCCUGAAUAGUUUGAUCCUGAAAAAAACUCAAAUUUAUUACGCUACUUUAUGAGCUUCGCGCAAACUAUCCUUUACCCAGUGUUCAAUUUUCCUCCUCAUGUUCUCUAGCAGACUUUCCUAUGAUAUGCGACUGCGUGGAUUCGUGAGUACUUACAUCGAUCUGGGCCUUCAAAGUCAUAUGGUUGGGCAUCGUCGGCAACGUUGUUGGAUUAGUAACAGGUUAACGGCCUUUGCAAUGUUACUGCUCGUCAACGACGCCCCUACCUGGUUGCGGACGGGGUCACCACACUUAGAAGUGAGAGGACAACGGCCAAAUAGGCGAUAGGUUCAUAUGCCGACUGUGGAGUUGUAUUUACAGAUGCAGGCUUCAAGCAGCUCCCAACCUGUCGUGUUGUCCGCCCGCAUCAUUUUUUGCGCGCACCGUGUUGAACUCGUGAAGCCCGCCUCCAAUGCCUGGGCGGCGACUUGUGAGAGCUAGUCAUCCCUCUCACCAGCACCAUAACUUUUGACUUCCUGUCAUCUAAUCUGCAUACUCGUAGGCGUAAUUGCGCUAUGGAAUUUGGCAAAAGAAAGCCGAUUGCUCACUUGCACGCCACUGGUUGUCAACUUGCGUGAAUCCACUAGCCAACUAAGGCUUGUUUUUUUAAGCAGUUACAAACCCAGCUCAGAAGCAAUAUACUAUUCACGAUGAACAAACGCUUAGUUCCUCAGCGGCGUAGGUAACUAGCACUAUGGGAGCCACAACGCCCGAAUGCUGGUCGGAAAAUCGCCUAGCUACCUGCAGUUCAAAAUAUCAUUACCUAAGGGGUGUUUAGAUGAUCGGGGCUCUCCCGUUAAUUUUAUGCUGUUUACUGUUGGAUCUAAGCGAAACAAACAGGCUACUGCUUGCUGGCUGGAGUACAGUCUUGUUCCGUAAGCAAAAGAACCGAAAUCUAUCGCGAACGAAUUUUUAUCCGAACGAUUCUGCGGGUUUUCUUCUUUUUGACAAACUUCACUCCUUUUCACUCUUUUGUCCUUUCCACAAAAGAUCGAGUCGCCACUUUCUCCUGCAGUUAGCCUUGCUUGUCCUAAAUGACCGCCAAUUUUGAUCCGGGUCAGGCAGUUAGCUUUGUCUCUUGUUUACUAGUCCAAUUCUUUUACAGGCAGAAUAUGUUCCUCGUGCCCUCUGUAAAGUUCCGUCCUUCAAGCCGCCGCCCAUGAUCAUGGACAACGGACCAUUUGAUGGCAUAACCAACUAUCGCGUUGAUUACACUGACAAGGGACGUCGAUGUCACUGCCCAGCUGCCUUUCUACAGAAGGACAAGAUCAGUCCGGACGGAUACAUCUUCAAGGUACAGACUUGGACUGAAUUAUCCCAUUAUGCUAUUACCCCUGGCAGGUCAGUAGCAUUUACUGAAAAUGUCAAACGGUGGCGGAGGAUAGUUCGAAGGGUUCGGUCAACUUUGCUCACGCCGGACAUGGACAUUUCCUGCGUUGAAAAGCAUAUGGCGGUCGGAAUGCAAUCAACACUGCAGAGAAACAGAGGCCCAUUUGGCUAUCCAGUAGGUAGGAUGAGGAGAGUUCGUUUAGAUGAUUACUGGUUGGGCACGGGGCUCAUUUCUGGACAAAGAAUAUGAACAGGGCCGUGUUUAUAAAGUCAUGGAAAGGAGCAGCGGGAUUCAACUUCAGGAAUCAGAAAGCACGUUUAUUGCCUGAUAAAGGGAUGAACAGACUAGUUAGCCUACCUUAAAGUGGCCGAAUUAUUGAUCGGUCAAAUUUCUUUGUACGAGAAGUCCAAGCGACCAAGGCAAAGACACUAAAAUGGCCGCUUCUGACUCAUUAUCCGCUAUCGGCCAAUGAUACCUCGGGUGCAGGUGCUGCCCAAACCGAGAUUGCAUCCGCAGUUAGUUGACAGUAGGACAUGGGAAUAGUAACCCCCCUCGUAAUACAGGUGGCCUUGCGUUAAGUUUCAAAAAAAUUCAAAAUUAGGGCAAUGGGUUAGGGUUGAGUUGGGGUUUCGUUUACGACAUAAAAAUAGGCGUCCUUUCCGGAAUUAAGCGCAGGGCCACCUGUAUUACGCGGGGUUCCUACUAGCGUGUCUUGUCUAGUUGAUACUCAAGCAAGGUUUUCAUCACUGCCUCACGGCUGCAUGUCAUGUCGGUGGAGAUCUGGAUUAUUCAGUCAUAUGGGAAUGGUCUGCACCAAAUUAUUCUGAUCGCAGAAGGGUAUCCCUAUGAUACUGGUUUAACCGGAGCUUGGGUUCUACAGCCCACACCAGCGGUCGCAUGACAAGAUGGGAUCGCGCUCAUUUCGUCCUGCGCUGAGAACAGAUCGAUGUACACCACUGCCACCUAAUAAAUCCAGACUUUCAUUGGCGACGGUAUAGAGAAGGGCCCUACUUAACAGUCAAUAGACUGUGGAUCGUGUCAUGUGGGGUUUUAUCUUGGCAUACAUUUGCAGGCUGUUGCAGAACAUAGAUUGCCAACAACAAGUACUUCCCACGAUCUCACACCCUAACUCAAAAUCCGUUAUUUUGCGAAAUUUAAUUUUGUCUAUUGUUUAAUUACUACUCUGACUUCCAUUGUCGUACAAUAGCGUAGGAUAAGACUUUUGGCAUAAAUUCAAGCAAUUUUUGUGUUUUCUUUCAUUUUGUCUAGCGUACUGUCCCACCCAUAAAACUCCCUUUACCUUAAAUCACGUAUGGCACUAUCCACAGUCUACUGACAGUUAUGUGGGCUCCUCCUCUAUACCGUUACCCUUUCAUUCACUUUCAACGUGGCAGAUUUGCGCUUCUGAGAUUAAGAAGAUAAAUAGGAAACACUGAAGGAGUUGUUGAGUUUUUUGUACUGUUUUGUUUUCGGUGGUCUCAAAUUUGUUUGAUUCUGUUUUAUUUAAAACUGUGUACCUAAAAGGGCUUUGUUAUUGGUAGUAGAUUGCCCUCCGAAGGCUCGGGUUGGACCGUACUGGUGGAUUUCAAACGACAUUGACUGUUAUAUGACCUUAGUAGCUGAUUGGUUGGCCGUCUGAGCUGGUCAGUCAGCUGUUGUGGGGAAUGGGUUCAAGUGGCUGACGGAGUCAAACAGCCCGCCACACACAGCCUAACCCACCAACACGACGUGCCAGAUUGCCACACAAAGGGGCUGGGCUACUCGGAUCUCAAAUGCCCUAGAGUGCCAUAGAGGCUACAUGAAGGGAGGAUCAUUGAGCCUGUCUCAUAGUCCGCUAGUCGGCCACUCCACACAAAAACACACACACACACAGGGGCCGACUGCGAAGUCUGAUUUGUACCGGCCGUUGGCAGCCUUCCAAGUCACGACGUUCAACGUGUCACUAUAGAUUCAGGCGUGUUGGACUUAUAACGGGGAGGAGUGCGUUGAGGAGUGCCGUGGUGAUGGAGUCCAAAGAGUCGACCUCACUCUCCCGUCUCUCGUACAUCAGCCGAUUGUCCGAGCCGGUUAGCCAACUGACGCCGACAUUGGGCAGUUCAAAACAUGCCCGGUAAGACGCAGGAAUAAGCACCCCGAUAUGACAGGUGAUUUUGCGCUAUCUUCCUGAGGGUUUACCUAUUUUUAUGUCCUAAUUUUAGCCCUUACUCCAACCCUACCCCUAAAACUAACAUCCCUGACCCGAAAGCGACCCUCUAAAACCUAACCCUAACCCCACUGGAAUCUAGCGCAAAUUAUCACCUGUAAUACAGAGGCACCUAUUCUCUCGUCGUACCAUGUACCCUUCCUUAUGCGAUAUGUCAACAAGGACCAUCAGAGGGUGUACGCGGAUCAGGAAAUCAUGGUGUAACAUUGUAAAGGAUGCCAGUAUGACUCCCAGUAUUUCUGCCAGAAAUUUGCAGAGUCUAACUCUUCGAGGAUAGCCACCGGAAUCUAAUCAAACCAAACCAUGCGGGUAAGGAUCGAUUAGAUGUCUUGACAAUUUCCUCGCCCAUUUACCUGCUUGCAUUUAUCUUCCGCCAUAUCAAGGUCGAACGGCGUGGGUAGUCGACCGACACGUUUACUAGUGAUCAACGUUAAAAUACGGACACAAUAAAGUUGUUAUAAGGGGAAUGGCUACUAGAAGUGUCUCACGAAUCUGAGCACUAGAACUGGUCUGGACACAAUUAAACUUAGCGUAAGUUAUUUUACGAAUUGAAAGUAGCUGCUCUUCAGCAUUCCAGAGUUUGUUGCUAAAAAUGAACUUCCUGAGGGCGUUCCAAUUUUUGAUAGUUUCUUCUAAAUAAAAGGAAGAAACCGAAGCUAUUCAAAAAAUUGCACAGGCAAUCAACCGCGCAACUUAACCAGGAUGUUUCGUGCGAUUCGUUGCCCAGCCAAAGGAAAAAAGGAUCGGGCUCUCUGACGCACGCAAACUCGACGCCUGAAAUCCGCAUAUUGCGGUUUUCUCAAUUGCUCGAUUCUAUCCAUAUUCGGAAUGAUGAAAUUAGGCAUACUUUAACUGGCAAAGCUUCGGUUAUUGAAGCCGGACAGUUUAAGGGUGACAGUAAAUUGGAGUGCGUUAGCAUUCCCAUCGCCAGUUUCAAAGUUGAUAAAGCGUAUAAAAGGAGCAACAUAGUGAAAAGGGUGGAAACAGCAUCUGCCAUUUAAAUUUUGUGUGGGAAAGGACGAAUCCUACUUAACCUUCAUAACAGAAGAGAGACUCUAAAGUCCUGUACGUGUGAAAACGCUUUCAGUGUCUUCUUUAUUGAUUAACUACUGGUUUAACCCUUCGUUCGGCGCGAGUUAAGACGAGGAGUCCUCAAGCAAAGCAUUUUUCGAACCUAACAGUACAUACCCGCCAAACCAUAUUCUCAGUGCCCAUUGAGACAGUGAGGUAUUCCGUAUUUCCUAUGCGAUGGAUUUCAUAUAACCAUCAGAUUGCGUUCAUUAUCACAAUGGUCCCACUACUGCGGGCUCGAAUUAAGUAAACCACCCUUGGUGAUACAUAACGCAGUGAUCAUGUUUUCUACUGACUGUUUGAUAAGUAGGUAUGCAAGUGGGAGUGCCAAGAUCUACCUAAGAGUUAGACCUAGUACAGCCUACUGCACCAACACCCUGAAAGUUAACGCUUACUAGUAUGUACAAUUACGUCACAAGCGCAUUUUGUCCAUUAUUUUGUUCUGUGUUUGUUUCUGUAAUUACCCGUGUUUAGGCGACCUCGUGGCCCUAAAAUGGCCCAACGCGCGUGGAGCAUUAAAGCAUCCUAAUAACCAUUUUUAAUUUUGCCAUUUGGGGAAUUGUGCAGGAACCAGGUCGCGUAUGUCCAGCGUAAACGAGCUGCGGCGCCCAAUUCCAGCACCGGAUAACUGACUGACACUCGCACAGUGAACCGGUGUCUGGGGGAGGAAAGAGAGCGUGAGGUCGACUCUGGGGACUCCAUUCCCACAGCGCCUCAGUCCACUCCUCACCAAUAAUGUGCCGCGCCCUAAAGCUGCCACGAUGGCUGCGAAGGCUGCCAAGUGAGGGAUAAACCGAUCCGCAUGUUCAGUACUGUGUGUGCGUGUGUCUAUAUGCGUGACUGGCUCGAAGGCAGAGAGUCGAGCGCAGUGACUUUGUCUUAAUCUAGCCUCCAUGGCAAUCUCAUGCGCAUUAGAUUCGAGGCGCUCUCUUGUUUUCUGUGAAGACCUGGUUCAUUGUGCGCGGACCAGGGGCACUAGUAGAGGGGCUGUUUAGCUCUGUCAUCCACUGCCUCCAGUCGUUCUGACUCUGUCUUGCCACCGGGCCCAGGUAGGUGAGGGGUGAAGAGAGCGUGGCGGACGCUGUGCAAGUCUCCCAGCACUAACUCGCGCGCAGGUCCCUGGCCCUCGCCCGCCCUGCCGCGGGGCACACGGUGGACAUUGUCGAAAUCGACGCUCGAAUUGACAUUUGUACUGCAACGGUUGCAAACUGAUAGACCGUAUGAAAAUGAGGGAAUUGCUUAUAAUUAUAUCGACAGUUCAAUACAAAUUAGUUACCAUGCGUAGGUCUUCGAGAAUCCUUCUUUAUCGCCGAUUCAGAUCUCGCCUCACUGUAUAACUGAAUUCACCAGAGGAGAAAUUGUCGAAGAGUAUGAAUGAUUAUGUAUGAUUGUAUGAUUACUACUUUGUCUAUUUGGGAAAGUGAGUAUAAAAUAAGGAUUAUUGAUUGGGUUAAUCAAGCAGAUAUAGAGGGAAAUACGUAUAUACCACUUAGAUGGUUACCACUGCUGUGGUUUAGGCAGAUGACUGAGCAUUCGGCCACAUACGGAUUAACUAUUUACCGUACCUGACAACUCCCUCAGCUAAGUUUUUCGAGGUGAGCUCGCCUGAUCGAGAAUGUUUAGUCAACGCACUGUUUGAAAGUAACCAAGAAUGCUAAACCGAAGAAGUACUCCUGUUGGGAUAGGACAACAUUUAUGCACGAUAAUCAGGCUACGGGAGUCAAACAUCAACCAAAUUGCUUGUGAGGUUUCCCACAGACUUCUUGAAUGGUGUCAUUGGUAAAAAUGUUUACAAAGAAUCUUUUUCAAUCCUUAUUUACGUAUAGAGUAAACAACUUUUAGACACAUUGAUAAACUGGCGCAACUAAUCUUUUGCCAAUUAGGUUAAAGAAUAGAAAAUUUCUGGUCGGGUGUGGUUAUGUAGCUCCACCUGAAGUAAACAAACCCCAGCCACCUCUAAUACAGGACCAGUGGUAAUAGGCAUUUUUACAGGCGGGGCCGAGGAACGCACAGGCGACAAGGUCAAGUAGUUGUAUGCGGAAGAAAAGCUAUUGGGAAUGCGCGGUGGUACUUUGAAUGGUUGGGAAAUAGCUGCGCCAACCCCUAACCCCUAGUCAUAACCCCUUAAUCCUACAGCCUAACCCUAACACUUAACCCCAACCCCAACAGUAUUGUGUCCAUCAGGUGGGGCUAAGAAACCAUAGCUUACCAAAUUUUUUUAUGUCUGUACAUGCUGUGUGAUUGGGAAGUGUGUCCCACCUCGUGUAUAGAAUCUGUAGCUUGGAAGGUCAAACAUGCUAGUCAUUAUUUUGUUAUUUUUGCCGUUUUUCCCUAGAUGGAAGAUGAUCUCGGCCACCAACAUUAUAAACAGGAGGUGAACAAGGCCCUGGCGUAG